CGCAGAGAGCGGGUCGAUGCGUCCAAAAUGGCGGAGCGGGGCGGGCGAGGCGGUGGUAGGAACAGCGGCGGCGUCAGCGGCAGCCUGGACAAGAGCAUCACCCUCCCGCCGGACGAGAUCUUCCGCAACCUGGAGAACGCCAAGCGCUUCGCCAUCGACAUCGGUGGGUCACUGGCCAAAUUGGCUUAUUAUUCAACAGUGCAACAUAAAGUGGCAAGAGUACGAUCUUUUGAUCAGUCAGGAAAGGACGUAGAACACGAAUCGCCCUACGAAAUCACGGUGCAAGAGGAGAUAACGGCUCGGCUGCAUUUCAUUAAGUUUGAGAACGCCUAUAUUGAAACCUGCCUGGACUUCAUCAAAGACCAUCUCGUCAAUACGGAAACGAAAGUGAUCAAAGCCACAGGAGGUGGUGCGUACAAAUUCAAAGACCUUAUUGAGAAGAAGCUGGGACUAAAGUUAGAUAAAGAAGAUGUCAUGACCUGCCUAAUUAAAGGGUGCAACUUUGUGCUAAAGAACAUCCCCCACGAGGCAUUUGCAUACAUGAAGGAUGCAGACCCAGAGUUCCGAUUUCAGAUGAACCACCCACAUAUCUUCCCUUAUUUGCUAGUCAAUAUCGGCUCGGGAGUUUCCAUAGUGAAGGUGGAAACGGAAGAUAAAUUUGAGUGGAUUGGAGGGAGCUCAAUUGGAGGGGGCACAUUCUGGGGUCUCGGAGCAUUGCUUACACAAACAAAGAAAUUUGAUGAGUUGCUGCAGCUCGCUUCGAAGGGACGGCACACAAACGUCGAUAUGCUUGUGAAGGAUGUUUAUGGUGGAGCCUACCAGACGCUGGGGCUAAGUGGAAACCUGAUCGCCAGUAGUUUCGGGAAAUCUGCCACAGCAGACAAAGAAUUUUCCAAAGAAGACAUGGCAAAAAGCUUGCUGCAUAUGAUUAGCAACGAUAUUGGGCAGCUGGCUUGCCUCUACGCCAAACUCCACAACCUGAACAAAAUUUAUUUUGGAGGCUUUUUUAUUCGAGGCCAUCCAGUCACCAUGCGCACAAUUACUUACAGUAUUAAUUUCUUCUCCAAGGGAGAGGUUCAGGCCUUGUUCCUGAGGCAUGAAGGAUACCUGGGAGCCAUCGGGGCGUUUCUGAAGGGAGCCGAGCAAGACAAUCCUAAUCAGUACAGCUGGGGGGAAAACUACGCUGGCAGUUCUGGGCUCAUGAGCACGUCGCCAGACAUCUGCCCCAUGCAACGAGAAAGGAGCGGCACGUUUGACAUGUUGGAAAUGGAUCGUUUGGAACGACCGCUCGUCAAUCUUCCCUUGCUGAAGGAUCCAUCCACUUACAUCCCGGACACGGUUGACCUCACCGACGAUGCCAUGGCUAGGAAGUACUGGCUCUCAUGCUUCGAGGAGGCCUUGGACGGGGUCGCGAAGCGAGCUGCAGCCAGCCAGCCAGAGUCUGUUGAUGCAGCUGAGCGAGCCGAGAAGUUCCGGCAGAAGUACUGGGACAAACUUCAGACGCUCCGGCAGCAGCCUUUUGCCUACGGCACCUUAACUGUUAGAAGUCUGCUGGAUACAAGGGAGCACUGUUUGAAUGAGUUCAACUUCCCAGAUCCCUACUCCAAGGUAAAACAGAAAGAAAACGGCAUCGCCCUAAAGUGUUACCAGAGUGUUAUUGACUCUUUGGAUUCAUUAGGCUGGGAGGAGCGGCAGUUCGCUCUGGUGAAAGGACUUCUUGCGGGGAACGUCUUUGACUGGGGGGCAAAAGCAGUCUCAGACGUUCUUGAAACGGAGCCGCAGUUUGGAUUCGAGGAAGCCAAGGAGAAACUGCAAGAACGCCCCUGGCUCGAAGAUUCCUACAAUGAAUGGCUGGCACGACUCAAGGCCUCCCCUCAUAAAUGUGCCUUAAUUUUUGCAGAUAACAGUGGAAUAGACAUCAUAUUAGGCGUCUUCCCCUUUGUCAGGGAGCUGCUCUCUAGGGGAACAGAGGUUAUAUUGGCUUGCAAUUCUGGGCCUGCGCUAAAUGAUGUCACCUACAGCGAGUCCCUGCUUGUUACAGAGAGGAUAGCAGCUACAGAUCCUGUCAUACGAGCUGCCUUGAAGGAAGAGAAAUUGCUCUUGGUACAGACAGGCUCAAGUUCACCCUGCUUGGACCUCAGCCGUCUAGACAAAGGUUUGGCCAACCUGAUCCGGGAGCGGAAGACCGACCUGGUCAUCAUCGAAGGAAUGGGCCGCGCCAUCCACACCAACUACUAUGCAGCCCUCAAAUGCGAGAGCCUCAAGCUUGCCGUCAUCAAAAACUCUUGGCUGGCCGAUCGCCUCGGCGGGAAGAUCUUCAGCGUCAUUUUCAAGUAUGAGGUGCCCCUCAAAUGAUCGGGCGAGGAGAGACUCCAGGGGGUGAGCGGCGGCGGGAAACAGGACUUGCACUAGUUUUACUUUAAUUGUAAAGAAUGUAUUUUUAUUACCACAGGGAAGAUGAGUUCACACAAUUCCGUAUUUAUAUUGUGCUUUUAUGAUUUAAGGAAAGCGACA
Molecule: messenger RNA, 2514 nt
Organism: Zootoca vivipara (common lizard)
Lineage: Eukaryota; Metazoa; Chordata; Lepidosauria; Squamata; Lacertidae
Gene: PANK4
Product: pantothenate kinase 4 (inactive)
Biological process (GO): coenzyme A biosynthetic process
Cellular component (GO): nucleus; cytosol
Molecular function (GO): ATP binding; pantothenate kinase activity
Source: RefSeq, a predicted model, not a curated record